This is a messenger RNA of Triticum dicoccoides, 1104 nucleotides long. RefSeq names its product S-norcoclaurine synthase 1-like. The record is from RefSeq and is a predicted model, not a curated record. Lineage: Eukaryota; Viridiplantae; Streptophyta; Magnoliopsida; Poales; Poaceae. Bases 1 to 1104 code for a protein of 367 amino acids. The transcript has 4 exons.
AUGGAGGUAGAGUCAGCGAGAGCGAGUGACAGCGUCAGCGAGAGCAGGUGGUCGAAGCUGGCUGUGACGCUUCCCGUCAGGAACGUCCAGGCUCUGGCGGCGUCCACCGGCGAGCUGACGGCCGAGGUGAUUGAGCGGUACAUACAGCCGGACAUCGACGCGUUCGCUGUUCUCGAUGAGCACUCCGACGAGGUUCCGGUGAUCGACGUCAGCAAGCUUUCGAGCCCCGAGUCCGUCGAGGCAGAGGCCGCUAAGCUCAAGUUUGCCUGUGCGGAGUGGGGAUUUUUUCAGGUUGUAAAUCAUGGAAUACCAGAUGAGGUCAUCAUGGGUAUGAAGCAUGACAUUCAGAAGUUUUUUCAACUCCCCCCCGAUGUUAAGAAUGCAUAUGCUCAGCGGCAAGGGGAUCUUCAAGGUUAUGGUCAAGCGUUUGUUGUCUCUGAUGAUCAAAAGCUAGAAUGGGCUGACAUGUUUGCGCUCUUCGCCCAACCACCCGAAGCCCGUGAUAUGAGUUACUGGCCAUGUGAACCCCAUACUUUCAGGAAUUUUAUUGAAAAGUACUCUUCGGAGGUGAUGAAACUUGCUCAUUCUCUUGGCGUCUUCGUUGCAAAAACACUAGAUCUUAAUCCUGAAUUGGUUGAAGACAAACAUGUGGCGCAAUUUCUCAGGAUGGGCUACUACCCUCCAUGCACGCCAAUGCCAGAAAAGGUUUUAGGCUUCAAACCGCAUUCUGAUAUGUCAUUCCUAACUAUUCUACUGGAAGUUAAUUCAGUUCAAGGCUUACAAAUUAGAAGGCAUGGUGCAUGGAUACCUGUGAAACCAUGUCGCGACGCACUAUUGGUGAAUGUGGGUGACCUUCUUGAGAUUAUGACAAAUGGGAAGUACAAGAGCAUUGAGCACAGGGUUACCAUAAAUGCCCACAAGGAGCGACUAACCGUGUCUGCAUUUCACCUCCCAAAUUAUGAUGGAAUAGUUUCACCAAUUUUGGAAACUAGAGAAGAGAAGUUGUUAUACAAGACAGUGAAAGUAGAAGAGUAUGCAAGACUUUUUUUCACAAACAAACUUGAAGGAAAGAGAGCCCUAGAUCAUGCGAAGUUAUCCCAAUAA